UGAAUUAAUGUUUUCAGAAAACUGCAACUGCUGUCGCUUACUGUAAAAGAGGAAAUGGCUUGAUUAAAGUAAAUGGUCGGCCAUUAGAGAUGUUGGAGCCACAGGUUUUAAAAUAUAAGCUUUUAGAACCAGUUCUUUUAUUGGGAAAAGAGAGAUUUGCAGGAGUAGAUAUUAGAGUAAGAGUUAAAGGUGGUGGUCAUGUUGCACAGAUUUAUGCAAUUAGACAGUCCAUUUCUAAAGCUUUGGUUGCUUAUUACCAGAAAUAUAUAGAUGAAGCAUCCAAAAAAGAAAUUAAAGACAUUCUCAUUCAGUAUGAUCGAAGCUUAUUAGUGGCUGAUCCACGUAGAUGUGAACCCAAGAAGUUUGGUGGUCCAGGUGCAAGAGCACGAUACCAGAAAUCUUACCGUUAAAAUUUUUAUGGGUUUAUUUCUGAUGGUUUAUGUAUGCCAAAAAUAAAAAAUGAAAUAACGAA
Messenger RNA from Centruroides sculpturatus (bark scorpion), 472 nucleotides. RefSeq names its product 40S ribosomal protein S16 (gene RpS16). Gene Ontology annotation, biological process: translation; maturation of SSU-rRNA from tricistronic rRNA transcript (SSU-rRNA, 5.8S rRNA, LSU-rRNA). The record is from RefSeq and is a predicted model, not a curated record. NCBI's taxonomy places the organism in Eukaryota, Metazoa, Arthropoda, Arachnida, Scorpiones, Buthidae. The coding region runs from base 90 to 410 and encodes 106 amino acids. Gene Ontology annotation, molecular function: structural constituent of ribosome; RNA binding. Gene Ontology annotation, cellular component: ribosome; cytosolic small ribosomal subunit. The transcript is spliced from 3 exons.